CGGGCCAGGGCGAAAGUGGUGAGUUGUUCGAGACAAUUAUGUGCAUCGCCCUUGCUUGCUCGAUCCUCGGAGACAACGCCCCCUGCCUUCUUAGACUUUUGCUUCUGGGUCCCUUAGGCACCGGAAAGGGCCACCGCAUGCAUUGGCUUAAGGAAUCGGACCUGAAUUACUUAGGAAAGAUUUCCGACGGUCUUUGGAGAACUGGGACGAAAAAUCCGCUUAUUAAUAUUAAUAAGGUCGACUUUAAGGGGAUGCCGCCGCAAGAGUUGGCCGCAUGGAAGAUCUUCCUUGGAAAGCAGCGCAAGGGUCACCCCCUUAGGGGACCUAUAAUCGCCGUGUCCACCAACAACAAGCGCGACGAGAUUCCACAAGCAAUCUUAAGGAGGUGCUUGGUUAUCGAGACAGUCUCCCUUAAUAGUGAUGAAGUCGGGUAUACCGCGGACGGCGUCUUGAUCGGUUCGACCUCGGACAUGAAUAUUGUUUCGACUAUGCGGUCUUUUAGGGAGGCUCUGUACAGCAGCACGAAGCCAAUCGAGAAGCUCCUACCUGAUGAGGAGGUGCUACGGGCAAAGGCGAUCAAAGUCGGUCAAGAGGUGCACACGAAGUUUAAAUCAUUUGCCGCAAAAUUGAACGCCGACCCAGGGGGGCGAACUAUCCAGAGAGUCCUGGCCUUUGUUCAGUGUUUUGCCAUGGGGUAUGUUUUGUUAUACAAAGAAGGCAUCCCGGACGACGCUCGUUUUGAGAGGUUGAUCGAGUCUCUAUCUGCGUUGAUAGAGAAAGAGCCGAAGCCAGAGAAAGAGCCGAAGCCGGAGGAGUAA
Molecule: messenger RNA, 818 nt
Organism: Mytilinidion resinicola
Lineage: Eukaryota; Fungi; Ascomycota; Dothideomycetes; Mytilinidiales; Mytilinidiaceae
Exons: 2
Coding region: 39-818 (259 amino acids)
Source: RefSeq, a predicted model, not a curated record